This is a messenger RNA of Cucurbita maxima (winter squash), 912 nucleotides long. Its product is annotated as probable ribosome biogenesis protein RLP24. Bases 202 to 708 code for a protein of 168 amino acids. Gene Ontology annotation, biological process: ribosomal large subunit biogenesis. The record is from RefSeq and is a predicted model, not a curated record. The transcript has 5 exons. Lineage: Eukaryota; Viridiplantae; Streptophyta; Magnoliopsida; Cucurbitales; Cucurbitaceae. Gene Ontology annotation, cellular component: nucleolus.
AGAGGAAACCCUAAACCCUUCUUCUUCUUUUACAAACCGUCUACCCUCCCGUUGGGCAGCUCGGUGUCGCCGACGCCUCUCUCCCGUUCGCCGUCUUUCUUUCGCUCGUGCGCCACAGUCUCCCUCCUAGCGCGUUUAAUCUGCACUGAUUUUCUACUUUCUUUACUGGAAAUUUAGGCUUGCUAUUUGUUCAAGAAAAGAAUGAGGUUAGAGAAGUGUUGGUUCUGUUCCUCCACUGUAUAUCCAGGACAUGGUAUUCAGUUUGUUCGCAAUGAUGCGAAGAUUUUUAGAUUUUGUCGGUCUAAAUGCCACAAGAACUUCAAGAUGAAGAGAAAUCCCCGUAAAGUUAAAUGGACUAAGGCAUACAGGAGGUUGCAUGGAAAGGAUAUGACACAGGAUUCAACUUUUGAGUUUGAGAGGAAGCGCAAUAGGCCGGAGAGAUACGACAGGAAUCUCACAGAAGAGACAUUGAGGGCUAUUAAGAAGAUCGACAAAGUCAGAGCCGAAAGGGAGGCAAGGCACAUUGCACGCAGGAUGAAAGGAAAGAAAGGAAAGGAGCUCAAAGAGGCAAGGAAGGAAUUGGAGCAGAGCAUCAGUAUGGUCAAACCACCUGCUCUUCUCAAGGAGGAUCCUUCCCUCACUCUUCCAAAAAUCCAAGUCAAGGUGGCACAAUCACAAGCAGAGAAAAAUCAGCCUAUGGAAGAAUGAGUUUGUUUCUCUCUUAUGUCACUAUAUCAAAUAUUUUUGUCAUAAUUAUUUUUUCUCAUAGCUUUAACUGCCACAAUUCUUGUGCACGACAAUGCGCGGUAGUUCAUCCUUGUCUGUCCUACACGAGCAUGGCUGUUAUGUUGACGUUCUUUUGAGAGUGUUUUUCUUUAAAUACAGAUACUUAUGAAAGAUUUUCUUGAAUCA